Nanorana parkeri is the source of this 1164-nucleotide messenger RNA. RefSeq names its product protein SSUH2 homolog. NCBI's taxonomy places the organism in Eukaryota, Metazoa, Chordata, Amphibia, Anura, Dicroglossidae. The record is from RefSeq and is a predicted model, not a curated record. The transcript has 11 exons. Bases 25 to 1098 code for a protein of 357 amino acids.
ACAAGUGCCACUACCUAUGGAGCGAUGGGAACGCCGUUUGAGCCGAAUUAUCUCAUGAAUCCAGACUUGGAACGGGCCCCUCUGCUCUCUGAAUCUGCCUACAUGAGUACAUCUAUGACGCCAUCAUCUUACCCCCCAGGCGAUGUAGCAUCUGCCCCUAUGAUGGCUCCUGUCAUUGGUGCUGAUGACCCUACAGCUCCUCCCACAGGGUGGCCCACUCUUCCUGGAUAUGAGGGCAUGGGCACCGGUGAGUGUGGUGGAUUCCUUCCUCCUCCAGACCUGGGUCCGGUCCCUGGUGGUGUGCCUAUGGCAGCAGAUACCAACUGGACAAUCCCAUUUAUCUCAGAAGACACUGCUAGGAAAGCUCUCUUGGAUUAUGCCGACAGGAAAUGCUGUUAUAGCACCAGCCCUGCAGAGCAGAUGGACUUCCGUGAACUCCGACCCUACAAUACAUACAGAUAUCGACUGGAGACCUUCACCGAGUCCCGGACAUGUAAAUGGGUGACCAAGCCUCAUACUGCCUUGCGCAAUGUGUUUGGGAAUCUGCAGAACAGUGUGCAAGAAAUGCCACGGAGCCGGUCGGGGAAAGGACGUCAAUUUGAAGAUGCCUGCAACCACUGCAGGGGAUGUGGAACAGCAACCUGUACAAGCUGUCACAGCUCCAAAUACCAGACGUGCGAAGGGUGCUCAGGGCGCGGACAGAUCCUGAAUUACAUACAGCUGACUGUCACAUGGAAAAACCACAUUUACGAGUUUAUAGUGGAGCACAAUUCGGAAUUCCCUACAGAUCUGUUCAGGAAAGUGAACGGGGAGAAGGUUUUCAGGGACGAGCAGUUACUGCUCCCUCCUCUGGUCAACUUCCCAGCUCCAACCAUCAAUCAGGCUUCCCAGAAUUCCUUGCAGCAGCACCAUUCCCAGUUCGCCUCGUCCAGCAGGAUUCUCCGGCAGGGACACACCGUGGAGUGGCUGCCUCUCACCAAGGUGGAGUACACCUGGAAAGGAAAUCCGCACGAUUACUUUGUAUACGGAAAAGAAAACAAAGUUUAUACGGACAACUAUCCGCAGAAGUGCUGCUGCUGCUGCUGUGUGGUCAUGUGACCCCCACCCGCCGCAGACUGGAACUUCAUACAAUAUUUCUGUACAAGGAAACAGGACAAUUCUAUA